Molecule: messenger RNA, 469 nt
Organism: Coffea arabica (coffee)
Lineage: Eukaryota; Viridiplantae; Streptophyta; Magnoliopsida; Gentianales; Rubiaceae
Molecular function (GO): receptor serine/threonine kinase binding
Source: RefSeq, a predicted model, not a curated record
CUUCUUUCUGAGAGAUUGCAUUUGCAUGCACUAGUAAAAGUAUUGUACCAAAAUGGCCUUCCUUUCUAUUGUUUCCAAGUCUGCUGUCAUGCUCUUCAUCACUGCCUUGUGCUUCCUCUUUGUCAUGCAGCUCCAAGCUUCUGCCUUGGCAGAUUGCAAGAUGGGCAGUGGAUGCUUCUACGUCAAAGCAACUCUGCAUGAAGUGCAUUCCAGAAAGUUGCUUGAAGGGAUGAAGGGCAAUGAAAUGGUUUUCAAGAGUGGCAUGGCUGGAUCGGCAAGUGGUGGCAAAGGGAUGAAGGUUGGUGCUGGUUGGGAGUUGAGGGAGGCUCCGAUGGGUCCAGACCCCUUGCACCACCACGGUGGCGGCCCCAAGAACGCCAAGACACCAUAGUGCUUUUGUGGAUCCCCACCCUUUUGAGACAGAGUUGUCUUAAGUUUUGGCUACUCCGAUCCUGCUAUAAAUCUAGAA